This is a messenger RNA of Asparagus officinalis (garden asparagus), 1012 nucleotides long. Its product is annotated as protein disulfide-isomerase LQY1, chloroplastic-like. The record is from RefSeq and is a predicted model, not a curated record. The coding region runs from base 91 to 513 and encodes 140 amino acids. The transcript is spliced from 4 exons. NCBI's taxonomy places the organism in Eukaryota, Viridiplantae, Streptophyta, Magnoliopsida, Asparagales, Asparagaceae.
UACCGUCACCGGGAGGUUACAAUAAGCCAUCUGGACAGAAAAGGAACGAGCAGUUCUCUGAGCUCCACCUAUAUCUAACUCUCUUUAUCCAUGGCGACCUUUCUCUCUCCUCCGCUCUCUCCCUCUCUCUUCCCUCACUCACCAUCCCUCCACUCGAAGCCGGUCUCGAAACCCGAGGUGUUACUAAGGCUCCGCUCCCCCGCGGGACGCGUGACCGCACCGCAAAGGCUCCUCCCGCGUCACGCUGCUCUGUUUGACCGGCCGCUUGAUACCCAGACUCUUAUUGUCACCGCGAGUGUCCUGACCGCUGUUGCCCUAUCCCUCUUUCUCGGUUUCAAGGGAGAUCCAGUGCCUUGUGAGAAAUGUGCUGGAAAUGGUGGAACAAAGUGUGUGUUCUGCAGUGAUGGAAAGAUGAAGAAAGAAACUGGGUUGGUUGAUUGCCGAGUGUGCAAAGGUGCAGGGUUGAUACUAUGUAAGAAGUGCGGGGGUUCAGGUUACUCUAGGCGCUUGUGAAUUAUAACUGAAAUUAUAGAGGAAGAACUUGCAAUUAAGGGAAUGCUACAAAUUUGAGAAUUUGAGGCGCAUUUUCCACAGCUUUCCUCUUCAUGCUGUAGUCUGAUGAAGAAUGAAGAUAGAAACUGAAGGAUAUAUGUAAGCGAAGUUCCGCCAAUGUGACUUCAACUUCGCUGUUAAUUGUCGUCAUGGAGGUUUCUCAUGUGAAUGCAUCAUUGGUUAAUUACACUGUUAUCAUCAUUCUUAAAUCCACCGUGAGAUUGUGGAGACUAGCAUUUAUAGCCAUAGUUGGCGGCAAUAAUCUUGAAGAGGAAGUUGACAGGGAGUGGCCAAAGAGAUUAGUUUAACUUCUUGUUGCUUAUACAUUUUGUCGAAUGCCAAAAUUAACUUUUGAUAAUAAAUUACAAGCAAAGUUUGCCGUAAUCAAUCACUUUCUAAUUAUCUUGUAGCCAAGCCAUUUUAUAUAUAUUUGUCGAAGAAAGUGAAUUACCAAUUGCUA